Messenger RNA from Orycteropus afer afer, 2310 nucleotides. It is a transcript of the gene ZNF483, whose product is annotated as zinc finger protein 483. The transcript has 5 exons. The coding region runs from base 22 to 2310 and encodes 762 amino acids. Gene Ontology annotation, cellular component: nucleus. Gene Ontology annotation, biological process: regulation of transcription by RNA polymerase II. Gene Ontology annotation, molecular function: RNA polymerase II cis-regulatory region sequence-specific DNA binding; DNA-binding transcription activator activity, RNA polymerase II-specific. Lineage: Eukaryota; Metazoa; Chordata; Mammalia; Tubulidentata; Orycteropodidae. The record is from RefSeq and is a predicted model, not a curated record.
ACUGUGGUGUUCCUGAACAAGAUGGCGGCCACCUUUCCAGUCCCUCACACUCUGGCUUCAAGUGAACAAAACAAGGUCCUAAGAAUGGAUAUUCCCGGGGAUCAAGAUGCUCUUUUAAGAGGAAACAUUACUGACCCAGAAACGUCAAGACAAAGGUUCAGGUGGUUUAGUUACUCAGAAACAGCUGGACCCAGAAAGGCCCUGAAUCAGCUCUGGGAGCUCUGUGUUCAGUGGCUGAGACCAGACAUUCACACGAAAGAACAGAUUUUAGAGCUCCUGGUGUUUGAGCAGCUCCUGACCGUUUUGCCUGGGGAGAUCAGGACGUGGGUAAAAUCACAGCAUCCUGAGAGUAGUGAGGAGGUGGUGACUCUAGUAGAGGAUUUGACCCAAAUGCUUGAAGAAAAGGAAGGUAAGAUUCAAGAUAAAGGGAGGAAGUGGGAGAGACUUCCUCAAGAUGCGUUCUCUCAAGGCUCUGCUGUUUCCCAAGAGGAGAGCCCAGGAGAAGAUGAAAUGGCUGCCGCUCUUCCAGUUGUGGGGGCCUCAGAAUCCAUGACAUUCAGAGAUGUGGCUGUGAAUUUUUCCAGGGGAGAGUGGAAGAGGCUGGAGCCUUGUCAAAAGGAGCUAUUUGUGGAAGUUCUACUGGAGAACUUUAGGAACCUGGAAUUUCUGGGUUUUCCAGUUUCCAAACUAGAUUUGAUUGCCCAGCUGAAGUGGGUUGUGAUGCCAUGGCUACUGGAAAAAGAAGUGUCCAAAGGCUCCAGACCAGAAUUGUGUCUGGAUGCGGUCAUGGAAAGUUUCCUUAGGGGUGAUGAUUGUGACUUAAUGAUGGGAGAAAGUGGUGACAGGUUAGAGAAGGACCACAGUAGUCAGAAACGUCCCCGAGAAGUAGUCACCCGAAAGAAAGCUCACAGGAGAGGCAAGAAGGAUGAAAACUCGGGUGGAAGCCUCGUUGUGAGGUCAGGCCUUGCCGCCGAAAACAGCCUCUUCGGCAAGAAUUUCAGACAAACUUCGGACAUAAUUAAACAUCUGAGAGUCUACUUAAAGAAGAAAUCUCGGAGGUAUAACGAAUGUAAGAAAUCCUUCAGUUUCCAUUCAGGCCUUGUUCUGAACCGCAAAGAACAUGCUGGAGAAAAAAAACGGAAAUGCAGUAAAGGUGGGAAAGCCUUAAGUCACUCUUCAUCUCGUAGGGAACGUCAGAAACAUAAGAAAAUUCAUUCGAGGGAUAAAACGAGGACGUGCACUAGCUGUGGUAUAUCCUUUACUUGGGUCUCAUCCCUUAGUAAGAGAGCUGCUAAUGGGAAAAACUCCACAUGUGAUAAAUGCUGGAAAGCUUUGUGUCAGGAUACCACUGUGAAUAAAGAUGAGAGUACUGAGACUGGAGAAAAAACGCAUAAAUGCAGUAAGUGUGGAAAAGCCUUUGGCUAUAGUGCAUCGCUCACUAAACAUCGCAGAAUUCACACUGGGGAAAAACCCUAUAUGUGCAAUGAAUGUGGAAAGGCGUUCAGUGACAGUUCCUCACUCACACCACACCACAGAACUCAUAGCGGAGAAAAACCCUUCAAAUGUGAAGACUGUGGAAAGACUUUCACCCUGAGUGCCCAUCUCAUUAAACAUCAGAGAGUUCAUACUGGAGAAAAACCCUACAAGUGUAAAGACUGUGGGAGACCAUUCAGCGACAGUUCUUCUCUGAUCCAGCAUCAGCGAAUUCACACUGGAGAAAAACCUUAUACAUGUAACAAUUGUGGAAAAUCUUUCAGUCAUAGCUCGUCCCUUUCCAAACAUCAGAGAAUUCAUACUGGAGAGAAACCCUAUAAAUGUAGUGAAUGUGGCAAGGCCUUUAGACAGAAUUCUUGCCUUACUCGACAUCAGAGGAUUCAUACUGGAGAAAAACCGUACUUAUGUAAUGAUUGUGGGAUGACCUUUAGCCAUUUUACAUCUGUUAUUUAUCAUCAAAGACUUCAUUCAGGAGAAAAACCCUACAAAUGUAGCCAGUGUGAGAAAGCCUUCCCUACCCAUUCACUCCUUAGUCGUCAUCAGAGAAUUCAUACUGGUGUGAAGCCUUAUAAAUGUAAAGAAUGUGGGAAAUCCUUCAGUCAGAGUUCGUCUCUUAAUGAACAUCACCGAAUUCACACUGGAGAGAAACCCUAUGAAUGUGACUACUGUGGGGCAACCUUUAGUCGAAGCUCAAUCCUUGUGGAACACCUCAAAAUUCACACUGGAAGGAGAGAGUAUGAGUGUAAUGAAUGUGAGAAGACAUUUAAAAGUAAUUCAGGCCUCAUCAGACAUCGAGGAUUUCACUCUGGAGAGUAA